Schistosoma guineensis is the source of this 3845-nucleotide messenger RNA. The record is from the annotation of a GenBank genome assembly. NCBI's taxonomy places the organism in Eukaryota, Metazoa, Platyhelminthes, Trematoda, Strigeidida, Schistosomatidae.
ACUUAUAACAGAAGGUGGAAUAAAAUGAGAGCUGCUUUCAUGAAAAAAUAUGACUUUCUUUCGUUCAGUGAGUUUGCUAAUGAAAGCGCCCUAAAAGGUAACUGCGUUCAACAAUGUUGUUUAUUAAAUUUAUAGAAGUGAAGAGAGAAAUCACUUGUAAUGACAGUACUUCAACUAUUACACCAUCGACUAGCAACAUCAAUCAAGGACUUUCAGAUAAUAGUGGUAUGUAUACUAAAUUCAUACGUGAAUAUAUAUCUUAUAGGAUCUCCUGAAGUGAACCUGUGCUCUCCGAAGUUCGUGAAUCGCAAAGAAAUGAUGAAAGACUUGAUGAUUUAUCUAAUGUCAAAUACAUCUCUGAGCAUAAGGGAUGCUGAUCGUGUUCUGUAUGGUCUACGAUUUUUUAUCCCUGACAUACCGAAAAGCAUCAGAGGUGUCCUAAAGACGUGUCCAAGUGUUCAACCAAAGUUUAUCGGCAGUGGAGUUUACUACCAUCUAGGAUUGAAAACCAAUCUGCUAAGAUACGUUGAACUUUGGUUGUGUACAAGUGAUUUUGAUUUUUUAACAUUAUAUAUCAGUGUGGAUGGACUUUCUAUGUCUAGAAGCUCCAAUCAACAGUUAUGGCCUAUACUAGGACGGAUCGUUGCCCCUAAGUUUAGUGACGUGUUCAUGAUAGGGAUCUACGGAGGGAAUAGUAAGCCCGCAGAAUUCAACGAGUUUUCUGUGGACACAAUUUCUGAAAUAAAAGAAAUGACUGACGUGGGUCUUUUUAGUGUAAAGUUUAAUAAAUGUAUAGCUAUUAGGUUGGCGGCUGUUAUAUGUGACGCACCUGCUCGUUCUUCUGUUAGGUACACGGUAAAUCACAACGGUAAGGCAGGUUGCGAUAGGUGUACUGUUCUUGGGAGACGGCUGGAGGGAAAGACGACAUUUCCAAAUGGAGUACAUACCUUAAGAACAGACGACACCUUCCGUCGUCAAUCUCAAUCAAUUCACCAUCAAGGACAUUCUAUUAUGGAAACGCUUUCGAUUGAUAUGAUUUUAACUUUUCCUCUAGAUCCUAUACACAUGGUGUACCUCGGUGUUACCAAAAAACUAGCUAAUUUAUGGAUAGAUUUAGCACGCCGAAGACUGCGCGACUUUAACUCAUGUGCAAUUAGGGACAUAAAUAAUUUAAUAACGGGUUGUGUGGCAAGUACUCCUUCUGACUUUCCCCGUAAAUGCCGUACACUAGACUUUGUAUCGGCAUGGAAAGCUUCUGAAUGUAGGUUGUUUCUUCUGUAUUUAGGCCCGGUUAUUCUUGAAAAAACAUUGCCACAACCUUUUUAUCUUAAUUUCCGGCGUUUAGCGUUAUCCAUGUAUCUGCUUGCACAUCCGAAAUUACAUAAAAAUGUUGUAGAAACCGCCAAAUUAGAUUUACUAAACUUUCUAAAUGAAUACGCAUGGUGUUAUGGGUGUGAAAACUUAGUUUACAAUGUGCAUUCGUUACAGCACCUCCCUGACGACGUUCGUGCACACGGACCUUUAGAUAGUUUUUCAGCCUUUCCAUUCGAGUCUUAUAUGAGACAAAUUAAGAAUUCCGUGCGUGGUGGGUUUGCAGUAGCUAAGCAAGCAGCACAGCGUUAUGCUGAGAGAAUGUCCUUCAGGGAUAGGCUUCAAAUUAGUGGUUUAACAAAUACUACCACAAUAGGCGCUAAUGAUGUCUCCAUUAAACAAGUAAUUAUGUUUAACAACAGCAAAAUAAGUUCAUAUAAACCGGACAAUGUAGUAGUAGUUAACGGCCAGCCCGGUUUAGUUACUGACAUAAAGGAGGAUGGACUGCUAAAAUUUAGGACUUUCACUGACCCACGCAAUUACUUUGAAGAUCCUUUCCCAUCUAGUGAUAUUGGAAUCUUUAUGUGCUCCGUAGUUAGCCAUGAAUACACAUGGGUAUCGGUUCAGGACAUUGAUUGUAAAUGUAUAGCCAUCAAUUGUACCAAUUACAUAGUUGUAAUCCCACUGUUGCAUACUUUAUUGUAAAUACAUUUCGUUUCAUUAGUGUUUAAUUAAUUAUGGUAAACCAUUUACUUACGUCUUAUGUUCUUUUCAGCCAACUAACAAGAAAUACGUUAUUGUUGACGCCCUAAAAAAAAACAACUUAUGAUAGCAUCAAAGAACUGGAUAGUUGGCAAUGACCUUUGCGCUUUUCCGAAUGAGAUGGUCGAUAUACACCUUCAGAAGUGCGACCAAGCUGAUGACAAUUGGUCACUUAUGAAGUGUAAAGUUAUUCAUGAAUUAGGUAAGCUACAAUCAUGGAAACUAUAAUUCACUAUAGAAUCUCUGCAGUCUGCAAAAGAUCUGUUAGCUCCCCUGCAAAUACUGCAAUCUCACCUUGAAAACACUUCAACGGAUGAAAACACUCUGCCACAUAACACUGAGAAGCCCAAGAGGUUUGUACAAUAAUCUUACUAACAUUUCCUAGAGGUGUAAUGAAACGUAAAGAAGAUUUUCUUUACAAUUCAGUAGACUUGGAUGUGGCUGAGAUGCAGGCUGGGAAUAUCCGCGUACAAUAUCCCAAAUUGCGUGUUUUCGACAAAGUGAUAUCUCCAAUCGCCAAGUACGUUUAAUUACUAUUUAGAUAUUCACUAUUUAGUUCAACACAAUUAGAGACAUCACCAUCAACAUCGGAAUGUAGGCAUGUUGGUGGCGCUGUAUUGGACCAGUAAGUAAACUGCAUCAUCUAGUGACCUUUUUCACCUGUGGUAGGUUGUAUACUGUGGUGCUGAAGAUUUCGUCAGCUAUGAAUGACUUGACUAAAACGAUUAACAACAUGUCGUCCGCCAUUACGAACUUGAAUGUUAAUGUUAACCAAUUGCUUUCAAAGUCUAAUGAACACGAAAGACCGCAUGAAUUCGAUUGCGGACUGUCAAGUCAGCAGUUCCCUUUGUCAUCUGAAGAGGAACUACAGAUGCUAGAUACUGGUUUGUCGCAGAAAGAAACCAGGGACAGAUUUGUAAGUCAUUGACAUGAAUUUAAUAAUUUGUUACUAUUACAGAUGGCAAUGGUCACUAGGUUAUCAGGUGACGAUCCGAAAGCGUCCAUGCGCUUUAUUCUGUCGCAUCUGCUGACACCGGAGGUUGCCAGUAAAUUCACGUUACUUGGCACCUCUUCUAAACGAGCACUACAUAAAUGCACGUUUUACAGCUGCAUACGAAGUAACAUAUAUCUAUUACUUAAACUUCAGGUGCCUUAACUCAUCGUUUUUUGUCAUCCUCUGUAAAUGAGAAAGACCUUGGUAAGCUAUACGACAUAGCGACACAAGGUUACUUUCACGACCUUCGAGACAAGAUGAUAAAACGAAAUAGAAGAAAAGAAAAUCAGGUAGGUACUAAUUUAAAGUGAUAACCUCCCUACGGCUCUAUAGUUACAGUCAACAAUACUGACGAACAUAACCGUAAGUUCAGCUUCAAGUAUUUGGUUGUGCAAAAGCAUGUCAUUGAGGUAUGGUCGUGACUUUUUUUGUUUUUUUUUAAAUUCAGAAUUCACAGGACGACUACUCAAUUCUGAUUAGUCCGUGCAAUUACUUUGAUGUUGUACCUCCAUUUCAAUAAACAUUAUUCUUUCAAACAGCUUACUCUUUUACCUACAUGGGAAACUGUUGAAGUGUUGAGAAUGUGUGUCUGAGUUUCAGUGAACUAUUGAUUAAAUGCACAUUUCUUAUGAAUACAUUAUAACCUGUUCGUUCUUUUUCAGAUUAUUUCAAAUAACAAUGUAUUAGCAAUUGCAUUGGAUAUGCAUAACAAUCGAUGCUUCAGCAUGUGCUCUACUGUUGUACAAUAAUACGCUUUUCUUUUUCAAUAAAAUUUUUG